AUGUCCCUUAGCCGCCCGCAGAGAGGUGUUAAGAGGGGUGCUGCAGUAGCACUGGAGGAUUCUACACCAUUAGAGUGCUCAGAUGCAGCUUUAGCUCAAAGUCUUCAGAUUCAAGAAUACCAGUCAUCUUUCUCGAAGCGUCGGAAGGUUCCUGCGGGCAAAGGUGGAGGAUCAUUGGAGAUUGGCGAUUCCGCUGACGAUGAUGAUCCUUUGACGGAUUUGGAGGAAAUGGAUCUGGAUUCUGAUGGUGGCAAUGAUGACUUUGAUGAAGAUGAUUUUGAGCCUUGGCAGUCAAAGCGCAGUACCAGGACUUCUCGUCGGUUGACAACGAAGCGUGCUAUCCCCGAUAGUGAAGCUUCCGACUCUAUCGAGGAUGGUGAAGAUGAUGUCUAUCAAUCCGAGGCUGAAGCCGAAGAACCCUCCUCCGCAUCCGAUGAGGAUGAGCCAUUGGCCACUGGGAGAUCGAGAAGGUCGAAUCCAACAAAUUCCCGGGCCAAUUCAAGAGCUCAGGCUCAAGCCUCGAGAACAUCUGCACUCGUACGGUCAUCUACCAGGCUGCCUUGGAUGAGCCGCCGUGCUUAUAGGGAGCGACGCAAACUUGAGACGCAGCAUCCUAUUGUUGUCAAGAUGUGGGACGAGAUAAGGAAUACGCCUCCUAUCACACCCGUAGCAGCGGAGCAGCCUCCAGGUAUCUCAAUAACCCUCAAGUCAUACCAACUCGAGGGUUUAAAUUGGAUGAUGCAACAGGAGCAAAGUCAUUACAAAGGUGGUCUGUUGGGUGACGAGAUGGGGAUGGGCAAGACCAUUCAAGCGGUCUCCCUUCUCAUGUCUGAUUAUCCAGUUGGCAAGCCGUCGCUUGUUGUUGUGCCUCCAGUCGCUCUGAUGCAGUGGCAGUCCGAGAUCAAAGAAUAUACGAGUGGCCAGCUAAAAGUUCUUGUGUACCACAACUCAAAUUCCAAGGUGAAACAUCUCACAAAGCAGGAGCUUCAAUCUUACGAUGUGAUUAUGAUAUCUUAUUCUGGCCUUGAAUCUAUCCACCGGAAGGAAUGGAAGGGAUGGAAUCGCAAUGAUGGGAUUGUGAAAGAAGAUAGUGUGAUUCAUGCCAUCGACUACCAUCGCCUUAUUCUCGAUGAGGCGCAUAGUAUCAAGCAACGUACCACAAGUGUUGCGCGUGCAUGCUUCGCCCUCAAAGCGACGUAUAAGUGGUGUCUCUCUGGUACUCCGGUGCAGAAUCGGAUUGGAGAGUUCUUUUCUCUAUUACGAUUCCUUGAGGUCCGUCCUUUUGCCUGCUAUUUCUGCAAGCAAUGCAGUUGCCAGGAGCUCCACUGGUCCCAAGACGCCGAAAAACGGUGCAGCCAUUGCAAACACAGUGGAUUCAGCCACGUAUCGAUCUUCAAUCAAGAAAUUCUCAAUCCUAUCACUGAGCGAGAUCACCCAGAGGCUCGUAAGGAAGCUCUGGCCAAACUUCGUCUGAUCACUGAUCGAAUCAUGUUACGGCGAGUCAAGCGCGACCACACUGCUUCAAUGGAACUGCCUCCCAAGCGCGUCAUACUGCAUAAUGAAUUUUUUGGAGAGAUCGAGCGUGAUUUCUCUAGAAGUAUUAUGACCAACUCCACCAGGCAGUUUGAUACAUAUGUGAGCCGAGGUGUCAUGUUGAACAACUACGCGAACAUCUUCGGUCUCAUCAUGCAAAUGCGGCAGGUCUCCAACCAUCCAGAUCUAAUACUAAAGAAGCAUGCUGCAGGUGGACAGAACGUUCUUGUCUGCGGCAUAUGCGAUGAGCCUGCCGAGGAGGCCAUUCGGUCCCGCUGCCACCACGAAUUCUGUCGUCGUUGCGCCAAAGAUUACAUUCGAUCUUUCGAUGCAGAUAGCGUUGUGGAUUGCCCGCGGUGCCAUAUCCCGCUCUCGAUUGAUUUUGAGCAACCCGAUAUCGAACAGGAGGAGGAACAUAUCAAGAAGAACUCGAUCAUCAAUCGAAUCCGAAUGGAGGAUUGGACCUCUUCCACAAAGAUCGAGAUGCUUGUUUACGAGCUUUACAAAUUGAGAAGCAAGAAGCAGACUCAUAAGUCAAUCGUCUUUUCUCAGUUCACCUCGAUGCUACAGCUUGUGGAAUGGCGACUUCGUCGGGCAGGAUUCAAUACUGUCAUGCUCGAUGGAACAAUGACGCCGGCGCAGCGUCAGAGAUCGAUUGAUCAUUUUAUGAACAACGUGGAUGUGGAGGUCUUCCUCGUCUCAUUGAAAGCAGGUGGUGUCGCCUUGAACUUGACCGAGGCUUCAAGAGUAUUUAUCGUCGAUCCGUGGUGGAAUCCAGCUGCUGAGUGGCAGAGUGCAGAUCGAUGCCAUCGGAUUGGACAGCGACGCCCCUGUGUGAUUACUCGGCUCUGCAUUGAGGAUUCGGUCGAAUCGCGAAUUGUCCUGCUGCAGGAAAAGAAGGCGAAUCUCAUCAAUGGCACGCUCAACAAGGACCAAGGAGAAGCGCUGGAAAAACUCACUCCAGAAGACAUGCAAUUCUUGUUCCGUGGAGCUUGA
Aspergillus clavatus NRRL 1 is the source of this 2529-nucleotide messenger RNA. RefSeq names its product DNA repair protein RAD16. The coding region runs from base 1 to 2529 and encodes 842 amino acids. Gene Ontology annotation, molecular function: metal ion binding; ATP-dependent chromatin remodeler activity; ATP binding. The record is from RefSeq and is a predicted model, not a curated record. Lineage: Eukaryota; Fungi; Ascomycota; Eurotiomycetes; Eurotiales; Aspergillaceae. The transcript is spliced from 7 exons.